Molecule: messenger RNA, 2269 nt
Organism: Thrips palmi
Lineage: Eukaryota; Metazoa; Arthropoda; Insecta; Thysanoptera; Thripidae
Exons: 1
Coding region: 757-1929 (390 amino acids)
Biological process (GO): regulation of cell cycle
Cellular component (GO): nucleus; spindle microtubule; cytoplasm
Source: RefSeq, a predicted model, not a curated record
GGCGCGGGGAAAAGGGGACAGGGAGGCGCACGCCGACCGAAGGGGCCCAAGGAGGGGAAGGGGGGAGUGUGGGGCGGGCAGCAUGGCAAGGCGAGCAGGGCACGGGGGGGGAAAAGAGAGGGAGGCGCACACUCGCCGGGCGAAGGGGCCCUAGGAGGGGAGGAGAGCGGGGCGGGCAGAAGACGUAGGCCAGCGCAACCAAGGCGGGCGGAGUGCGGGGAAAGGAGCGGAAAAGGCCCGGCGGUCGAAGGGGAGGGCAGUAGGCUGCACUAGCGACAUCUAGGCGUGCGUAAGGAGAAAAAGAGUGCGUGGGGAUGGAAAAAGACAAUGCGGCCCGACGGCCGAACCCAACCAACGGGGAGGGGAAUGAGGAGAGGGUGCGGGGGAGCGGGGAGGAUAGAGGAACGCCAGGGACUAGACGAGGGCCCGGCGGCCGAAGGACGCCCGCGGAGGGAAGUGCGGGGCGGGCAGAAGGCGACACUAGCGCCAUCUAGGCAAGCAAGGAGAGGGACGAGGAGCGGGAAGGCCCUCACGGGGAGAGGUGCGGGAAGGGCAGUACGCAACACUGGCGCCCUCUAGGACUUCCCUAGGGCGAGCGGGGACGGAGGGAAUGGUGAGGGAACCUGAACGAAGGAGGGGAACCGAGUCCGGAGGGGAGACUGAGCCGCCGAGGCCGGAGGGUCCACGGACCGGCUUAAAAGGCGCAGCACGAAGGCAGAGGGCAUCACCUGCACACUCAGAACCACAAGACACACAAUGCAAAAGAUGGAGAGACAGGAGGGAGACAGACCGGAAAACAUGGACACAGGAGACGAGACAAGCACAUUGACACCACAGGAGCAAGUCCAGGAGAGCGAGGAAAUGCUGACAGAGGAGCGAGGCGAGGAGAACGAGGAAAUGGAGACAGAUAACACAGAGAGUGCGACUCAGGAGACACCAGCACAACCGGAGGAGGCGGAUUUGACAGAGAGUGCAACUCAGGAGGCACCAACACAACCGGAGGUGGUGGAUUUGACAGAUGAGGAGAAUGAGUCACAGGAAGCAACACGUUGUGGGCCCAUGCAAGACAUCAGUGACGAAGAAGGUGACCACACAAAUAACACGGCAAGCGAACCCGAUUCAGCUGGCGCUCCAUCCAAUUCGGGGGAAGAUCAAACCGUACCCGAUUCCACUAGGCCUGGGGAAGCACACUCACCACCACUAAGGUCAAUCUACCAUGAUCUUCUGACAGUGAUCAUACCAGAACGGGCUUCACAAGUCAAUAGCCUUUUGGACGAAAUUGAGCGCACUGCAGAGCGUUUGGUUGAUCGAUCUCACAUUGAACGCCAUGCCGAACAAGUUACACUGUUCCGUGGGUAUUUUGACAAAUUUGCAAACGCACUGAACAUUCUUCCAUACAAAUUGCCAGAUUUCCCCGACAUGCAAUCAGCAGAGAAGAGAAUGGAGACAUUCAAACGUUGGCCAAAAGACAUAAAAAUCACACCAGAAGCCCUUGCUGAAAACGGCUUCUUUUACACAGGAGUAAAGGAUGCAGUGAUGUGCUUCCACUGUGGAACAGGGUUGGGAAGGUGGAAAGAGAGCGACGAUGUCGCCUUUGAGCAUGCGACAUACUCACCUUACUGUGGAUUUUUAGUGCGACUACUAGGCAAGGAGUACGUGCAGAAAGUCCAAACUCAACUCCAAACGAUUGACAACGUCCCAUUACACUUUAAAAACAUCAUCAAACCACACGUUGCUCAGUCAAAUACUACUCAGGGGCACUGUAAGGCGCAUGACAAAAUCAUUUGUAAAAUAUGUUACGAAAGGGGGGUGGACGUGGUAGUCCUCCCUUGUGCGCACCUCUUUACUUGCACUCUGUGUUUACCUUCCAUGACACACUGUGGGGUUUGCCGAGCCCCAAUCAGGUACACCUUGCGAGUGUUUGUGUAACCUCAUGUAAUCAACAUGUAACGUUUCAAAAUGUAUUCCAUAUCAUAUAACCUUUUAUUUGAAACAAUGUUUGUAUCGUGUAUGUAACCAUUGAAAAAUGCCAUGUAACCUUUGUAAAAGCGUUGCUUAUACUAUCGUGAAACAUCAUGUAAUCAAGUUUUCUUUAUAUAAUUUGUUUCAUACAAAAUAAAAAUACUUCAUUUUAAACAUGUUUUGUUUCUGAUCCUUUUUACUCAAGUCAAACAAGAAAAAAAAAUGAAAAUUUUGAACAGCAAAAACUUAGAAUUUUUAAAAAAAUAAUUAAUAACACAGUCCUGUAUUGAAAAACAGAGUUCUUGAA